Molecule: messenger RNA, 1826 nt
Organism: Baudoinia panamericana UAMH 10762
Lineage: Eukaryota; Fungi; Ascomycota; Dothideomycetes; Mycosphaerellales; Teratosphaeriaceae
Exons: 1
Coding region: 170-1720 (516 amino acids)
Source: RefSeq, a predicted model, not a curated record
CCACGGCUCCGGGAUCAUCUGCAAGCAGGAAGUCGCUAACACUCGCCUCGCAGCAUACGAGGCCCCGCCUGCUUCUGCGUCUACUUCACAGCCGUAGCCCGGCGCCUGCAGGCCCCAAGCAAGACGCAUCCGCCCUGCUUUGCCGCGUUGCCGUAGCCUGCUUUUAACCAUGGCUAACUCGGGCGACGAGUACCAGUCAAGUCACGGCGGCGCAGAACUCCCAGAGUCCGACGCGACCUAUGUACUAACAGGCUGGGCUGUACCGUCAAGAGAAGGCAGUGCUGCUCCGUCACCCUACCAGGAGCUUCUAGCGCAGAUGCGCGUCACCCCUGCCUCGCACUUGAUUCGCACAAGAGCUUUCCAGCAGUGGUGGGCUGACAACCAACCGGAGCGUGACCCGGUCGCUACAGAGCAAAUUGCGGAUGCAGUUCGUCUGGCGGAUGGCUUUCCAAUGCCAGGCGAGGUACCGGCAGGUAUGGGUCGCUGGGAAUGGCUCGAAGAGGCCGACAGCUGGCGCGCCCGAGCGACUGGAUACGUGACCCACGAAGCAGUAGAGCAAGCUCGCGCUGCCGGCCGCUUCACCGAUGGCUACGAUCUGAAGGCGGGACCAAUCGCUGUGUGGUACCCGGACUCGCGAUACUUUAACCCGAGGAACAAGUCGAUAAAUAUAACACCAGGCCGGUUCCAGUUCCACACCACGGCAGACCAUGCGCUUGCACGGAUCAAUUUGGGAGGUCAAGAGGGUUUCGGCUUUGAGAACAAUCCAGACCCUUCAGCGGAAGAAGUCUGGCGUCUGCAGCGGGAAUACGAUCAGCGCUUCGACCCUGAAGAGGGCGACCUGAGUCCAGUUGGAAACAUCAACAUCGUCUUCGCUCCAUAUAUUGUCGAUGUUGAUCACUUCCUCGGCGUCAUCGAGGAAUUCCUUUCCGGGGAAGAAUCGGACGACAGCGAUGAUGAAGUCGAUGGCAUAAGGACAGGCACCGCUGCCGGCCAACGUGAUGCCGUCUCCGGUCUUCUUCAUGAUCCGCUAAAACGCGGUGAGAACGACCAGACUGGUGUUUUUGGCCGGGCACAGUAUCAGACUCGCCUGCUACCAGACAAGACGCCGAAUGCUAAGUCCUACACCGUCGACCGCUCUGGGGCUCACCACGGCGAGCGUGAGGAUUGGAAGACUUGGGCUUGCGACAAGCGAGGCAAGUGGGUCCAGUACAAAUCCAAAGAGCUUCUCGACUGGAAUGAUAAGGCUUCCGUAAAUAAGCUCAACAAGUGGCGGGAGCAGAUCUACUCUCGCCACGGAUGGAGCAACAAGCGCGAUAUCCAUCGUGUCGUUUACACCAGAAGUGAGAAGGAGUGGUUGUUCGACUUCGUUAAGAGGGCGGAAGGCAAAGAGAUUCGGCAGAACAUCACCAAGUUGACGAAGAUGUUCAACGAGAAGUUCGCUGCAUCACAACAGAAGCGCGAUCCGUCCGGGAUCGCUACGUGUCUUCACCGUCUUCGGCAACAGUACGCUCAGUACAGUGGUGAGAUGAGACCGGAGCGUGAAACUGGCAAUGGCAAGGCGACAAGACAGAGGUCUGCGAAGACUGCCAGUGCGAAAACCAGCCAGAAGAGGAAGGCUGGAAGGAAGGCGAGGCGUGGCAAGGCAAAGAAGCCAAGGGUGGAUCAAGAGAGUGGGGAGGAGAUUGUCUCGGAAGUGGAGGAAGGUGAUGCAGAGGAGUAGACGGCAGGUAACGUGCUGCCUGCUCAACCUUGUCGAAACCAUGGCCGCUAUGUCUCCGCCAUUGCCAAGUUGGCAGCAUAGGGAUUAACGAGCACGCUGGGUAAUG